UUUUGGUAGCAAAUUCAAUACUGAAAUUUGGCUAAAAUAAUAGUAAUAUAGUAGGAAAAAAGGAACCAAAAGAACUGAGGAAGGCAGUCCACUUUGUACGACUUCAUCGGAGACUCCACCAAAACUCCGAUCUACCCACCCUCCUAAUCCCUAUGGAUAUCACCCUAAAUUCCCAAAUCUCCGGCGACUCCCCUUCUUCCUCCACUUCCUCCACCGUUCAAACCCCCUCCACUUCCAACCACCACCACCAAAACGGCGGCACUCCGAUCAUCAACAACAACAACAACAAUAAUGAUCCGAACCCCAUGCAUUCUUGGUGGGAAUCCAUCUCCAAAGCUCGUUCUCGCAUUCACCUCCUCUCCUCCCUCCUCCUCCCGUCCGACUCCUCCGCCGCCGAUUCUCUCUCCUCCCUCGCCGACUCCGACCGCCCUGCACGAUCCCUCCUCCUCUCUCCGGCGGCCUACUUCUCCAUUUCUUCCUCCCUCUCUUCCCCUUCCUCCGGCUCCGGCGAUGACCCUCUUUGUCACUGGCUUUACGACACUUUCCUUUCUUCCGAUACUGAUCUCCGCCUCGUAGUCCUCUCCUUUAUUCCCCUUUUAGCCUCCAUUUAUCUCUCACGAAUCCAUUCUUCUACUUGUACUACUUCUCUUUCUGGUUUUGAAGCUGUUCUUCUUGCCCUUUAUUCUGCUGAAACCAAAGCGCGAAAUGGAAAGCCCAUACUCAUUUCAAUCCCCGAUCUAUCUCAGCCUUCUUUGUAUCAUACUCCAAGAAACCCCACGUCAGCAAAAUCAAACCCCAGAUCGAGUGGGGCCCAGAAUCAACGUCCUUUGGUAGGAGUUUUAUCGCAGCCUCUUGAGCACCAAAUUGCUGUGAAGUCAACUAAACGCGCUUGCAUUGUUGGGGUCGCUUUAGAUUCUUACUAUAAACAGAUUUCCCACAUGCCCACUUGGUCAAAAUUGGAUCUUUGUAAGUUUGCUGCUGAUUGGGCCGGUCAAGAUUGUGCCUGCCUGUCGGAUUUUGAUGAAACUGAUGGGAAUUCAGAGAAUUCUGUUGAAAUUAGUAAUGGUAGUUUGGAGGGUGUUUGUGAAACAAUGGAGAAUUUGGGAAUUCAAGAUGGGUAUGAUGAAUUAAGGCCAAAGGGUGCAAGAAUUCCGCUCCCGUGGGAGCUGUUGCAGCCUGUGGUUAGGAUCUUGGGGCAUUGUUUGUUGGGUCCUUUGAAUGCUGAGGAUGUGAAGGAUGCUGCUUCUGUGGCUGUGAGACGGCUGUAUGCAAGGGCUUCGCAUGAUUUGGCCCCACAGGCUAUUUUGGCAAGUCGGAGUCUGAUUCAGCUUGAUAAGAGAGGCCGUGAGGCAGCUAAAGUAGCUGCUGCAGCAACUGUUGUAUCAAAUGCUAACACGCCGAGUAAAGCUAAGAAGCCCGAGAUCCUUCUGGUUUCCAAAUGACUGCAGUGUAUCCUGAUGGUUUGACUGGUUUUCUCUUAUUGAUUUUUUUUUCCUCAUGGUUUUCCCUUAUUACUGAAGAGUUUGUGUAGGGUUAGACUUAUAAGUAUAUUGUUGCUAUUAUUUCUGUAAUUAGACCUUGGUAGUAUUUAUAAUUAGUAGUAAAUGUCUAAUGAUGAAGAAGUUCUGUAUGAUUUUGAAUUUGACGAAUUGCUAGCAUGCUUUGUAACUUCUUGAUGUUCUUUUUUUAAUAUAUAUUUUGGAGAGAAAACAUUAGUGAUUC
Nicotiana tabacum (common tobacco) is the source of this 1722-nucleotide messenger RNA. RefSeq lists its product as uncharacterized. The record is from RefSeq and is a predicted model, not a curated record. Gene Ontology annotation, biological process: protein localization to plasma membrane; phosphatidylinositol phosphate biosynthetic process. Lineage: Eukaryota; Viridiplantae; Streptophyta; Magnoliopsida; Solanales; Solanaceae. Gene Ontology annotation, cellular component: plasma membrane.